Oryza sativa Japonica Group (Japanese rice) is the source of this 1061-nucleotide messenger RNA. Lineage: Eukaryota; Viridiplantae; Streptophyta; Magnoliopsida; Poales; Poaceae. The record is from RefSeq and is a predicted model, not a curated record.
AGACGGCUCCCAGCUCAUCCGACGGCGAAUCGGGUAGAUCAGCUCGCUCUCUAGCCUUCGCACGCCAAGCAGCUCAGCUUCCGCUUCCGCUUCCGCUCUCUUCUCCGCACCUCAUGGCGUCCCUCCUCUCCCUCCCGCGUCUCACUCUCACCCCGACCCCACGCGCGAACCCCGGCCGCCGCAGCGCCCGCCCCACGCCGGCGAGCAUCACCUGCGGCCCGCGCGACAACCGCGGCCCGCUCCAGCGCGGCCGCUCCCUCUCCACGGAGGCCAUCCUCGCCGUGCAAUCCCUCAAGCGCCUCACCUCCUCCGACCGCUCCCCGGCCGCCGCCGCCGCCGCGGCCUCGACCUCCCUCGGCCGCCUCCUCAAGGGCGACCUCCUCGCCGCCAUGGCCGAGCUCCAGCGCCAGGGCCACUGGUCCCUCGCCCUCGCCGCGCUCCACGUCGCCCGCGCCGAGCCCUGGUACCGCCCCGACCCGGCCCUCUACGCCACGUUCGUCUCCUCCUCGCCGGCCACCGAGGACGGCGCCGCCGCCGUGGACGCGCUCGUGGAGGCGUUCCUGGAGGAGAAGGAGCGGGGCGGCGGGUUCGUGGAUGGGGAGGAGGACGUGUACAAGCUGACGCGGCUGGUGCGCGCGCUGGUGGCGAAGGGGAGGGCGCGCGCGGCGUGGAGGGUGUACGAGGCGGCGGUGAGGAUGGGAGGCUGCGAGGUGGACGAGUACAUGUACAGGGUGAUGGCGAGGGGGAUGAAGCGGCUGGGCUUCGAGGCGGAGGCGGCGGAGGUGGAGGCGGACCUCCGGGAGUGGGAGGCCAGGAUCUCGCCGCCGGCCAGAGACGUGCUCGACGAAAUGCGCGCGCGAGAGGAGCAGCACAACUGCGGCUUAACUGUAAAUCUGAUUAUCGUUUUAGAAACCUGAGGAUUAUUAAAGUCGUAGCUGCUUCUCUUCUUUUUUUUUUACUGCAAUUUUUGCAAAGAAAGUAAAGUGUUCUGCUACUGUAACCAGCAAAUAUGUCUAGCAUUGUGUUACAAUCUAAUUAUACAUAACAAGAUGCUAAUGCAA